AUGUAUCCCAUCAAUGUGUCCUCCAUGCUUUUGAUGCAGGCACAUUUCCUACAAGUCUUACUUAUUUUAAGUCCCGUCGAGGUGGAACUACUAAUUGCGAAGACUGGAUUAUUUGACGAUACCAGCAAAACAAUUACAUUUCUCGAUUUGGACACUAAAUACAGAAUUUAUAGGAAAAGGAUGACCUGGAACGAUUCUUUAACCUUCUGUUCAAAAUGCUUCGGAAACUUUGCAACAUUUCCAACCCCAAAAGACGCCGAGAAAGUACGCGAUCUCAUCUACACCGUAUCUCACUUCAGUCUCGCGUAUGACAAUGGGUCACAAAAGCACGAAUUCGGCCUCGAUCGAAGAUAUUGGUUCGGUCUGACGGAUCUUGGAAGUGAAGCUGAGUGGAAAUGGGUGAAAAAAUUGGGCGAAACUGAGGACAUGCACGAUUCCAAGUCGUACCCUUGGUGCACUAAUCAGCCCGACCAUUUCAACUCCAAAAGGCCGGAACAUUGUGUCGGCUUCUGGAAUCCGAUCUAUCAUUUGGACCAAGUCAAACUAGGAGCACGAACUGGACGGAGGGAAACGCAUUCCUUCGACGAUAUCGAGUGCGAUGUCAAAAUGUAUUUUAUUUGUGAGAAGGGAGAAUCGAAAGUCGAGGAGGAAUCGAAGGAUCAGUUUUGUCUGGAUGGGACAGGCGGAGGGGGUGCUGUUCAAGGAAGAGGGUUUGGCAGACGGAAAGAAAAUAAGACUAUGGAGGAGGAGAAAGCGACCAAGAAACCGAUGGGAAGAUCAAUGUUUGUUAGAAAACCGAAAAUCGGAACGAACAACAUUACUGAUGAAAGUGAGAAAAAUAAUGGGGCAGGAUUGGACGCAAAGAAACCGAAAGCUUUUUUUAAUGACACCAGAAAUGUGACCAAUGAUAGUUACGAUGUAAUAAAUGCAGUUCUCAAUUUUGUAACAAAAAUCGACACUGAUGGAAAUUCAUCACCCAAUGAGGAUGUCAACAACGCCACAUUUAUUACCAAAGAUAACAAGAAACCGAUGGGACGAUCAAUGUUUGUUAAAAAAUCGAAAAUCGGAACGAACAUUACAGAUGAAAAUGGGAAAAAUAAUGCGACAGAGUUGGACGGAAGGAAAGUGAAAGCUUUUAUUAAUGAUACCGGAAAUGUGACUGAUGGUUAUAGUGCAAUUCUGGAUUUUAUUGCCAAAAUCGACAUUUAUGGAAAAGAUGAAAAUUCACCAACUAAAGAGGAUAUAAAAAACUCUACCUUUGAGAAAAAUACCAAACCGAUGGGGCGGUCAAUGUUUGUUAGAAAACCGAAAUUCGGAUCCAACAUUACCAACGUAAAAGAUGAAAAUGGCAACAAUAAUGCCACAGAAUUUGACGAAACGAAAGUCAAAGCUUUUUUCAAUGACACUGGAAAUGUGACCAUUGAUGGUUACGAUGAAAUAAAUGCAGUUCUAACAAAAAUUAACACUGAUAAUAUGGAUGUCAAUAACGCCACAUUUGUUACAAAAGAUGCCAAUAAACCGACGGGCCGAUCAAUGUUUAUUAGAAAACCGAAAGUCGAAUCCAACAUUACCGACGUAAAAGAUGAAAAUGGAAAAAAUAAUGGAACCGAAUUGAACGUAGAGAAAGUCGAAACUUUUAAUGCCACAAUCGGCGGUGGUGCCGCCAAGGCUUUGGGCUUUGGUAGAGGCUUUGGUAGACGGAAAGAAAAUAAGACUACGGAGGAGGAGAAAGCGACCAAGAAACCGAUGGGGCGAUCAAUGUUUAUUAGAAAACCGAAAAUCGGAACGACCGGUACCGAAUUGAGAGAUGAAAAUGGGCUACGAAAUAAUGGGACAGAAUUACAAAUGAAAAGUUUUAAUGACACCGGAAAUGUGACCACUAAUGGUUACGAUACUAUAAAUACAGGAAAAUCAGCCAAAAUCGACGCAUCUGGAAAUUAUUCAACCAAAGAGAAUAUCAAAAACGCCACAUUUCUUACCUUUAUCGACACGCUCUUUGGAGAUAGCAGCCGCAAAAACGGGGCAGGCUUGUUAGAAACAGAUACGCACAUUAAUUCCACUAUGCCAGACAGUCUCACAGAAACUGCUAAAAUAAAGGGGUCAAAUGGCAGCUCGGAAACUCAAAAUCAUCAAAACUCAACUAUUCGUGGAACCAAUUUUACUGGGGAUAAAAUAUCAUCGGUAUUUCCUCAUGGUAAAAACGGAACAGUGCAUCAAUUAAAUGAUACACUCGACUCGACCAAAUCUACGUCAAGCAUUAAUAUUUUUACUGGCGGAUCAACCUUCGUGGGGGCCAACGUUACUGAAAGCGGUCCCGCUAAUGAAUCUGGAUCCACAGAAGUGCAGACCUCAUCUAACCUUGCGGCCGGAAAUUUUGCAAACUCAAAUUCGUCGAAUAUUGAGGAGCAAUGGCCAAAUAAUAGUGUAAUACCGACUGAUAAGUUACCGUUCAGCAUUGACUAUCCCACCAGCAAGAAAAAUUCAAACCAUUUUACCGCUGCAGAAAACUCGACGAGAAACAGUGCGGAUAUAACCACCGCGACCUUGUUAACCAGCCAUGACUCCGACGUGAAUCUUGGGAAAAAUCGGGCCAAAGGAAGAGGCAUGAUGAGACCCAGGAAGCCUUCCUUACCUGAAAAUUCCACUAAUUCCCCGAACGAAUCAAUUUCAUUAAGUAUGCGAGACGACUACUAUAAAUCAAGAUUUGGGAACGAAAAUCCAACAAAUAUGACAAAUGGACCAGAAGAAAGCAGUAUGCCUAACUUUAGGCUGGGGGAUCACAUCAGGAAUGUGACAUCGGAUAGAAACGCUACGAACAAGGAUGUCAGUAAUAAUGAAAAUGAAAUAAAUCUGUCAAUCCCAGGUAAUCGGACCAGCACAUAUUUUGGAAGAAAUGAGUCCCUUGUUGGAAAAUAUUUGGCCGACAAGUUCGACAAUUUCUUGGUUAACACGAAUAAUUCCUACGCUGAAGGUCUGAACAUAACAGGCAAGGAAACCACUUCGAUAUCAAACCUCACAGAAAGUUCAGGAAGCUACAAUAAAAACGAUGCUAAUAUGUCGAAUCCCACACAUGGCAAGGGUUGGAAAGAUGAUGUCGCUAAUUCGAAAAAUGGGGGUGAAAAGGAAGACAUCGAUUUAAAAUCUAAUCAGACGAAACAAAUCAGCGAAACUAUUUCACAAAACGGAUCUGACUCCAGGGAAGAAAUGCAUGAUAGUGUUACCACAAAGUCGCAUAUUCCAAGGGGAAGAACAAUGGGCAAGCCGUUAUCACUAAAUAAAAUAACUGGCACGAAUCAGCCCACUAUCCCGACUUCCGGUUAUUCAGAAACCAUUUUUUCAUCCAAAAACGACACCUUCCAGCAAACUGAUGGACAAAAAGAUGCAAAUACUCUUUCACCAGACUCGGGAGAAGAAAUGCGUAAUAAUUUCACCAAAAAGUCGCACAUUUCAAAGGGAAGGACAAUGGGUAGACCGUUGUCACUAAACAAAAUAACUAACACCAAUCAGCUACCGAUACCGAUUUCCAGUUACUCAGAGACCAUUUUUAGCCAAACAAAAGAUACAUUCCAACAAAAAUAUGCCAAUGACUCUGCUAAAGCAAGGAAUUAUAUAUCAAAAAUGGGUGAACAAAAUAACCAAACUAUUUCACAAGACUCGAGGGAAGAUCUGCAUAAUAACUUCGCAAUAAAGUCACACCCAAGGGGAAGAACUAUGGGUAAACCGUUGUCACUAAAUCAGCACCCUAUACCGACUUCCGGUUAUUCAGAAACCAUUCUUUCCUUCAAAAACGAUUCCUUCCAGCAUACCGAUAGACAAAAAGAUGCCAAUGACUCGGAUAAAUCAAUGAACCACAUUCCGAAGGUGGGGGAACAAUUUAAACAAAAUAUUUCACAGGAUUCGGGAGAAGAAAUGCGUGACGAUGCCUACAAAAAGUCGCAUAUUUCAAGAGGAAGGACAAUGAGUAAACCGUUGUCGCUAAACAAAAUAACUGACGCGAAUCACCCCCCUAUACCGGCCUCAGGAACCGUUUUUAACUCGACAAAAGAUACUGAUGCCGCUAAUUCGACAAGGGGGGCGGCCUCCGUAAAUGAUGACAUGAGUAUUCUCUCGAAAACGGAGGAACAAAUUAACGAAACUCUGUCACAAGAGAUGUCUAACAAUUUCACAGGAAAGUUACAUAUUUCAAGAGGAAGGACAAUGAGUAAACCGUUGUCACUAAACAAAAUAACUGCUAAAAAUCUGCACCCUGAACCAACUUCCGGUCACUCAGAAACAAUUUUUUCCUCCAAAAAGGAUACUUUCCAGCAACCUGAUCGAAAAAACGAUGCCAAUAACUCUGUAAUAUCAAUGAAUGACAUGUCGAAAAUGGGUGAACGACUUAACGCAACUAUUUUACAAGACUCGGGAGAAGAAAUGCGUAAUAACUUCAUCAAAAAGUCGCAUAUUCCAAGGGGAAGAACGAUGGGUAAACCAUUGUCACUCAACAAAAUAACAAGCACGAAUCAGCCCCAUAUACCGACUUCCGGUUACUCAGAAACCAUUCUUAACUCGGCAGGAGGUACCUUCCACCAAUAUGAUGAACAAAAAGAUGACAAUAACUCUGCUAAAUCAGUGAAUACCACUUGGGGGAUAAAUGAUGCUUCGAAAAUCUCUAACGAGACACUUCAAGACUCAGGUUUAAAUUUAAAUUUCACUGACAACAAUGCUUCAGUUAAAAAUUUUUCUCAAAAUCUUGCCCUACAAAAAUCUACUCGUUUGCUGGAAGAAAAUAUAAACCAGACAAAUUCUGAAUCAAACUUCUCCGCAGUGAAGAAUCUUGCUAAUAACAGCAGCUUUCCGGUAACUGGUAAAGAUUGGAAGCCAGGUCACGUCGGAGAUAAUUUGAAUAAUGUUAUCAACGCCACCGCAAAAAUUCAAUCCGGUUUUGAGAUCAAUUUGAAAGAUUCCGCCGCUAACGAUUCGAAUAUCCUUCGUUCCUCCGAAACAUUUCACAUUCCCAUGGGAAGGACUUUUACAAUUUCUCGCUUGAAUGCACUUAAUUCGCGUACGAAGGAAAACAUGGCUGCGCUUACGACAAGAAAUCAAAUUUUGCGUCAAAAUGGACACGAAAAACAAGCAAAGUCUCAUCACAAUAAGAACACAGAUUCAAAUAAAUCACCGUCAAUUUCGAAAUCCACACCCCCUCAAACGAACAAAACAGUGAAACAAGACACGAAAAAAAGUCCUCAGAAUCGUGCCUUCCAAAACGCUGCUUUAAAUAAUCUUCCAUUUUCUGACGAGGUGUUCGUCCCUCCCAAAAAAGCCAGCGAGCACAGAGCAAAGCAUAAAUUAUUUUCAGAGUUGGCACGAAGACAAGUUAAAGAUGAAACCUUGGUGAAAGUUAGUUUAAAUUAUGAUUCAUAA
Molecule: messenger RNA, 5403 nt
Organism: Folsomia candida
Lineage: Eukaryota; Metazoa; Arthropoda; Collembola; Entomobryomorpha; Isotomidae
Exons: 3
Coding region: 1-5403 (1800 amino acids)
Source: RefSeq, a predicted model, not a curated record